Pseudopipra pipra is the source of this 1209-nucleotide messenger RNA. Its product is annotated as estradiol 17-beta-dehydrogenase 8-like. Gene Ontology annotation, molecular function: oxidoreductase activity, acting on the CH-OH group of donors, NAD or NADP as acceptor. The coding region runs from base 18 to 989 and encodes 323 amino acids. The transcript is spliced from 9 exons. The record is from RefSeq and is a predicted model, not a curated record. NCBI's taxonomy places the organism in Eukaryota, Metazoa, Chordata, Aves, Passeriformes, Pipridae.
UCACUUCCGGCGCCGCCAUGUUGGGGAGGUCGGUGGGGCGACUGGCGGGGGUCGUGGCGCUGGUCACGGGGGGCGCCAGCGGCAUCGGCCGCGCCGUGAGCGGCCGCCUGGCCCGCGAGGGCGCGCGCGUGGCCGUGGCCGAUCGCGACAUGUCGGGGGCGGCGGCGACAGCGAAAGGGCUCCCCCGGAACUGCCCCCCCGACCACGGAACUUUCCAGGUGGAUGUGGCCGAUCCCAAAAGCGUCGCCGGGAUGGUGAGGGGGGUGCAGGAGCACUUUGGGGGUCCCCCCCGUGUCCUGGUGUCCUGUGCCGGGAUCACCCGCGACCGGAUGUUCCUGGAGAUGGGAGAGCGGGAAUUCCGGGAAGUGCUGGGGGUGAACCUGGAGGGGACGUUCCUGGUGACACAGGAGGUGACAAAGGCCUUGGUGACAUCGGGGGACCCCGAGGGGGCCUCCCUGGUCCUCGUGGGCAGCGUGGUGGCCAAGGUGGGGAAUUUGGGCCAAACCAACUACGCGGCCUCCAAGGGGGGGGUGGAGGGGCUGACCCGGAGCGUGGCCAAGGAGGUGGCCAGGUUUGGGAUCCGCUGCAAUUCCGUCCUGCCGGGAUUUAUCGUCACCCCCAUGACGGACAAAGUGCCCCCAAAAGUGCUGGACAAGUUCGCAGGGAUGGUGCCACUGGGACGACUGGGGGACCCUGAGGACGUGGCAGACGUGGUGGCUUUCCUGGCGUCGGGGGACAGCGGCUACGUCACCGGGGCCACCCUGGAGGUGACAGAUCUAACAACUAAAAGAAUUAGCAAAGGAUAUCCCACUGCUCUCCUUGGGACAACAGAAAGUGGCUCUGGAACGACCCCGGCACCCUCCGUCUGCCAAGGUGGGCAGGGCCUUACCAGGCCUCGCUCCCCAACCCGACAGACUCCACACAGGGAACGUGCACCUCCAAAGCUGGAAGGAAAGAGGGCAAAGGCCUCUCCUCCUUUCUUCUUAUAGCCCAGCUUAGGUAAAAAUGGUGGGGAAUAGCGGGGAAAUCUGGGCACUUCCUUGGUUACAGACUGGUCAUGAAGGAAGGCCCAGACUAAACUACCAGAGACAUCACAUCCCCCUCUGUGACAUCACAUCCUCCUCUGUGACAUCACAUCCCCCUCUGUGACAUCACAUCCCCCUCUGUGACAUCACAUCCUCCUCUGUGACAUCACAUCCCCCUCUGUGA